Molecule: messenger RNA, 1216 nt
Organism: Rhodamnia argentea
Lineage: Eukaryota; Viridiplantae; Streptophyta; Magnoliopsida; Myrtales; Myrtaceae
Product: exosome complex component RRP41-like
Exons: 8
Coding region: 133-879 (248 amino acids)
Biological process (GO): nuclear mRNA surveillance; U4 snRNA 3'-end processing; rRNA catabolic process
Cellular component (GO): nuclear exosome (RNase complex); cytoplasmic exosome (RNase complex); nucleolus
Source: RefSeq, a predicted model, not a curated record
CCCCGAGUUUUUUCCGGGCACCAAAUUGUCACCGUCGCAGCGUCGCUGCCACUUUCGGUGCCCUCGUGCUCGGAGCCGGGGAGACCAUACGUGUCUGAGCUCUGAAGAAAGCACGCAGUCGUUCCGAAGAGAAUGGCCGGCAAAGCAAGUACGACGACGCCCUCGACGUACUCGCCGUCGCCGAAUCAGAGGAAGCGGCCGCCGCUCUUCAAGGACGGCGACCUCGACUGGGUCCGGCCUGAUGGCCGCGGAUUUCACCAGUGCAGGCCCGCUUUUUUCAGAACCGGCGCAGUUAAUGCUGCUGCUGGAUCUGCUUACGCUGAAUUUGGCAAUACCAAAGUCAUAGUGUCAGUAUUUGGCCCCAGAGAAAGUAAAAAGGCAAUGAUGUACAGUGACAUCGGCCGAUUGAACUGUAAUGUCAGUUAUACAACUUUUGCCAGUGCAGUUAGGGGACAGGUUUCGGAUCAGAAAGAGUCCUCGUCGAUGCUUCAUAAAGCUUUGGAGGGUGCAAUUAGGUUGGAAACUUUUCCGAAGACAACUGUUGAUGUCUUUGCACUGGUUUUGGAAUCUGGCGGGAGUGAUUUCCCUGUGGUAAUAUCUUGUGCUAGUCUUGCCUUGGCAGAUGCUGGAAUUAUGCUGUAUGAUCUUGUAGCUGCUGUUUCUGUGUCUUGUUUGGGUCCAAAUCUUGUCAUCGAUCCUAUAUCAGAAGAAGAAAGCUACCAAGACGGAAGUCUGGUGAUCACUUGCAUGCCUUCUCGUUACGAAGUCACCCAGCUAACCAUCACCGGCGAAUGGUCAAGUGCAAGGAUAAAUGAGAUGAAACCAGUCAAAACGAAACGGGAAGCACAUAAAUCCACAAAAGCUUAUAAGAACUUCUAGGCAAGGCUAUGCAGCUUUGCCUUGAUGCCUGCUCGAAGCUUGGGAAGGUCAUGAGAUCAUGCCUGAAAGAAGCUGCUUCCGCAUCCGAGGAGCCUUGAACCCCGUCUUCGUCUUUUACCCUUGGCUGUUCCGCAUUCUUUUUUGGUUGUUUAUGUCCGCAUGAUUUCGCAGAGAUUGCAAGCCGGGUCGUUGCAUAUAUUCUUCUUCAAGACAAGAAAAUGUCGGGAUGCUAACAUCUUUCGAUAGAAAAUUCCGGUCAGGCCACCGGAGCAUGCAUGUGAUUUCCCUGUUCCCUGGCUUCCCAGUUCUUGAGCUAUGUCUGGAACCUAGGACACAA